Penicillium waksmanii is the source of this 267-nucleotide messenger RNA. RefSeq lists its product as uncharacterized. Lineage: Eukaryota; Fungi; Ascomycota; Eurotiomycetes; Eurotiales; Aspergillaceae. The coding region runs from base 1 to 267 and encodes 88 amino acids. The record is from RefSeq and is a predicted model, not a curated record. The transcript has a single exon.
AUGAACAUUACACUCGUUGGUGGCUAUCCUGAUAAACGUGUCAACCCUUCCAGACUUGCGGCACUGAUUCUGCACAAGGGAGUCUUCUUAUAUCCAAUGGAUAAUCGCCUUCGGAUGAGUGUGGCUAUGACCAUCACUGACGAACUUUUCUUGAUGGGAAUUUCUAUCAUCAAGGAGAGUCUGAACGAGAUUCUAGAGUGCGACGAAAUUUCCAGUGCUCAAAGCGAGGAUUCAAAGUCGGUUACGCCGUGGGAAACGCUGGACUAG